This is a messenger RNA of Clavispora lusitaniae ATCC 42720, 669 nucleotides long. RefSeq lists its product as uncharacterized. NCBI's taxonomy places the organism in Eukaryota, Fungi, Ascomycota, Pichiomycetes, Serinales, Metschnikowiaceae. The record is from RefSeq and is a predicted model, not a curated record.
AUGUCCGUGCUUAAUAACACGCUUUUCGAAGCUCAAGGCGUCAGCGCAUUCAAGAUCCCGCCCGGAACGGUGUCGCUAUCAAAGUGGAACCCGGAUUCGUCCAAUGUGGUGUGGAAGGGAAACAUCCGGCUCAUAGAACAGGAAUCGACGGAAAGCCCGGCGUCCGCGGCUGUUUUUGAAGGGCUUAGGCUCAAGUUAGAGCUUUUCAACAAGACAAAGCUGGGGCUGGAGGAUGUGCCGUGGGCCGAGGUCUGGUACAAUCCCAUGUCCGAAUUGGAUAGCCAAUAUCGCAUUGCUAAUGACGGCGAAGAUACCAUCCGCAUGUCGGACGAGUCUUCCAAAUACUACAAAAUCAUCACCCAGCUACCGGGAACAGGCUACCAUCCUUUGGAUAGCAAGUCAAACGACAAGGGAUUGGUUCUCCAGGUGGCUCUAGGGUUGAAAUUCGACGAUCUGUAUGCAGCUGUGUCUUUUUCCGAGGCCUUGGGGAUCUACCGCAAACGUUUCCGCAGCUACCAGAAUACCUUUCUGUACGACCAGCAUCUCUCGGAAUUGCAGCAGAAGAUCAUGGACAACCUUCGCCUCCCACAGGAAGAGGCGGAAAAGUCGCCAGCCCCAGAUUUUGACGAUGACGAAUUUGGCGGUUUCGUGGGGGCCUCUUAUGAUUGA